Molecule: messenger RNA, 929 nt
Organism: Durusdinium trenchii
Lineage: Eukaryota; Dinophyceae; Suessiales; Symbiodiniaceae
Source: the annotation of a GenBank genome assembly
AUGCAGGAUACCUUUGCAGAACUGACGCGUGCUCGCACGGUGCCUCGAAUCUUCGUCAAGGGCCAAUGCCUGGGUGGUUGUGACGAUCUGAUGGCAAUUGAAGAAAGCGGACAGCUACAAAAGGUUCUCGAGGGGAAGUCCUUUCAGAUCAAUGUCUCAGAGGCCCAACAGCUGAAGACAUCGACUUCUGCAGAGAAGCUGAAUCAGUUUUUUCGCCAGGAUCAGUGGCGCCAGAAGCUGGACCCAAGACGUUAUCGGGUGCGUUUCCAACUCCCAGCUGUGUGCGUGGUCCCUGAAGUGUUCUGGCAAUCAGGUACUCCGACAGCAGGGGACAGAGCCACCCGGCUCUCACGAGGAUACUUUGCCUGCGGAGCGUGCGGUUUGCCGCUCUACUCCGCCAAAUCCAAGUUCCGAAGCAACUGCGGUUGGCCAGUUUUCAAGACCUGCUACUACUCCGAGGAUGCCGGCGGCUGCCACGUGGGCACCGUCUCAGAGUUUGGUGGUUUGGAAAUCGUUUGCAACAGAUGUGCUUCCCACCUUGGCCAUGUAUUCUUCGAUUCUUUCAAGCCAGACAAUCCAAACGGCGAGCGACACUGAGCCAACGGGCUCUCCCUGACAUAUGUCGAGGGAGAGCCUGAAAUGAAGCUGAAAGAGGACAAGGUGGACUUGAGCAAGCCAGGAGCCUCCAAGGGUGGCAGCUGCAGUACGAUGUAAGGUUGCCGGAGGCGUGCUGCUUUGGCCUUCUUAAGGAGACGCCACGCGAAUUCCAUGCUCUGUGAACCUGGAUGCCUGCCCUUGGCUUAGGCCAUUGGCGGCUUCGGCAGGUGAGAAGCAUGUAGUGAACAAAGUCUUUGGCUGGAGGCAAAAGCAGCUGAAACGAGUUGCGCUUGCGCAAUCAGUCGCAUCGUGGUCCCUCUCACGCAGAUCGC